Molecule: messenger RNA, 742 nt
Organism: Zychaea mexicana
Lineage: Eukaryota; Fungi; Mucoromycota; Mucoromycetes; Mucorales; Lichtheimiaceae
Exons: 5
Coding region: 92-595 (167 amino acids)
Molecular function (GO): antioxidant activity; oxidoreductase activity
Source: RefSeq, a predicted model, not a curated record
UCUCUUCUUUCUUUCCUCUGCCUUUACUGCCUCUUCUCUCUUCCCCCAAAUCCUCUCCCUCCUCUGUUUUCUAUCCAUUAAAAAAGCAUAAAUGAUUGGCAUCCAACUCCAUAACAAACGAAUCCGUGACGAAGAAGAGGAAGGUCGACGCAAACUCAAGCGACGUUCAAGCGCCCAUUCGGCACAGACACCCGUCCAUGAUUUCACACUGAAAGCAUACAUAAAUCAGCAUGAUAUUGUAGACUUGCAGCUGUCCCAAAUUCUUGUCGAUUUCCAGUGUGUCGUAUUGUUUUGCUACGCGCAUGAUUUCACACCACAAGCACAACAAGAUCUCCGGUUGAUUGAAGAAUGUGUAGAGACUUUGAUAAAUUUACAAGCAGCACCGCUGGCCAUGUCAACGGACCACCCGCACGUCCACCGUGCGUUUGCCAAUUUCCCUUCGGGAUUACAGUUCACGCCGAGGUUUCCGAUGGUGUCAGACAGUGUCCGCUUGGUGUCGAGCCACUUGGGAAUCCUCGACCAUGAGCAAGGCUGCGCAAAACGGUAUAUACAAGUGAUGAAAAGCAGCAGAUCAAAGGGACUCAAAUGUGAUUAAAUAGGUCAGUGUUCAUCAUUGAUUCGUUGCGAAACGUACACCACACCAUUCAUUUGCAAGAACACGAAGCUCUUCCUAUGGAGACCAUCAUUACCAAGGCUGCUCUGUUGUCAAAUACGAUGCUGAAGUCAGAGGCAGCCUACAUUA